Molecule: messenger RNA, 1856 nt
Organism: Rhinolophus ferrumequinum (greater horseshoe bat)
Lineage: Eukaryota; Metazoa; Chordata; Mammalia; Chiroptera; Rhinolophidae
Gene: GCSAM
Product: germinal center associated signaling and motility
Exons: 6
Coding region: 210-722 (170 amino acids)
Biological process (GO): regulation of B cell receptor signaling pathway; negative regulation of lymphocyte migration
Source: RefSeq, a predicted model, not a curated record
UCCUGCUCUGACAUUUUAGGAGGUGGCACAUGUGUGCACCUCUGACUCUCCACCCCCGGGGCCCCUCCUCUCCUCUGCAGAGAGAUUCUCUUCUCCUUUCAGCUCUCUCUGCACUGGUGGCCUGAGCAGCACAGCCCCAUCUCGAAGUCAGGAGCUGCCUUGUCAGAGCACGACGCAGGCUGAGGAAAGGCCCAGAGAGGACUGACAGGAUGGGGAACACUCUGCUGAGGGAAAACAGGUGGCGACAGAACACUCAGGAGAUAUCCUGUACACUGAGAAAUCAAAACUUCAGACAAAGAACAUGCAGAUGCUGGAACCGCCACAUCGCUGAAGGGUGUUUCUGCCUUCCAUGGAAAAAAAUACCCAUUUUUAAAGCCAGGCAAGAUUCUCAAAAGAAAAAUGAAGGAACAUCAUCUGCUACCACACAGCAGGACAAUGCUGACCAGACCUUCAUGGAGGAGCUGUGCUACACCCUCAUCAAUCAUGGCACCCUCAGCAGAAUGCCAUCAGGGAUCUCUGCCGAGGCCUGUUAUGAGAACGUUCCCCCCAAGGCCCAGCGGCCCAGAGAGUUGGUGAGAGGAACUGAGACUGAGUACUCACUUCUCCGUGUGCAGUCCACCCCUCAGCAUCCACCUUCCCCAGAAAAUGAAUAUGAACUUGUCACACCCCAUAGAAACUCCUCUCACCCUGCAACAAACACAUCUAUUUCUGCCCCCUUCUGAGGCUCGCGUUUCCCAUUUAUAAUGAAGUGGUUGGACCAAUGUUUCUUUAACACCAGUAAAUAAAAGCUGUGGGGAGGGGGGCCCUGGGUGAAGCAGGCAUGGAGCACAGCGCCCUUCCAGCUUGCCUCCUUCCCCACUCCGCCCCACACCCACAGCGGCCCUUUCUACAGGGGUCUCUGCAUAACGUGGUUUGUAAACCACAGGGCCUCUUAGACCCUACUCAGUAUCCAACAUCUAAAGAUGAACCGACUGUUCUGAACACCACCCUUUGAGGAAGGAAUGGACAUAGUUGGUCCUAAGUGGCUUUGGAAACGAGCUUCUCUACUCAGUGGCAGGAGGGGCUUCCUGGUCCCCUACAAUGGUGCACAUCACAAAGGGUUCUGCUCCUCUGUCAGGUUCUUAUAAAAUGGCCACAUGAUUGUCCUCUAAAGUCACAGGAAUCCACUCAUUCCACACAUGCUUAGGGCCCAACCUCUAAUUCACAGACUUCUGGAUAGCCACCUGUGCAUCCGUCUCACUCCAUGCCUCCAAGUGGUGUCCUUUGGAUAGUGCCUAGGGACUUCUUGGCCCUGGUGGCUCGCUUGGCUGGUUACAUGGGUUGAAUCCCAUGUAAGUCUCAGGCCAAGAUUUUAUAUAAUUUUUCAUAUAAUUUUAGUCCAUAAGUUUUUUAACUUUUGUGUUUCUUCCCAGAAAUCUUAAGGAAAUCAUAGCAUCAGAGAAUGAUAGAGUAGAAAGAUCGCUGGAGAUUCUCUCAUCCCAUUAAGACACAUAACAUUGAAAAUUAGUGGCGAAAUGUUAUUUGCAGUUUAAUUUCCUGGCUUCCAUUAUAUUGGCUUCUUUCUUCCAAUAUACUAUAUAGAAGAGCCUCUACUCUGUAGUAUAUGUGUGUAUUAGGUAAUAUGUCACGUACAAAAUAUGAAUAAAAUGUCCUCAUGGGAAGAAUAACACACACACACACCCCUUUUCUAUCGAGCACUUCUCUGGAUGCUCUGAUUAUUUAUUUUUCCUCAUCUUUUCUUCAGUGUUCCUAGAAUUAUGUCUAUCCCCUAAAACAGGGGACAGCAAACUAUGGUCCAAAGGCCAAAUCUGGCCAACUGCCUGUUUUUGCAAUAAAAUGUUAUUGGAAUAAUCUAA